AUGACUCACAUUAUCAGAGAUGUUGAGAAGCCUGGAUCAAAGCUUCACAAGAAGGAGAUACUGGUGGUUGUUAGUGUGGUAGCCUAUGUCAAGACGCCACGUCGCCUUCGUUCAUUGAACAUUGUUUGGGCUCAACAUCUAAGUGAAGACAUCAAAAGGAGAUUCAACAAAAACUGGUGCAAAACCAAGAAGAAAGCAUUUGCCAAAUACCCAAAGAAAUUCGAAUGUGAUGAGGGCGAUAAAGAAAUUCAGUCCCAAUUGGAGAAAAUGAAGAAAUACAGACUGUCAUCAGGGUCUUGGCUCACACCCAGAUCGUGA
Lactuca virosa is the source of this 318-nucleotide messenger RNA. Lineage: Eukaryota; Viridiplantae; Streptophyta; Magnoliopsida; Asterales; Asteraceae. The record is from the annotation of a GenBank genome assembly.